Molecule: messenger RNA, 4199 nt
Organism: Oryctolagus cuniculus (rabbit)
Lineage: Eukaryota; Metazoa; Chordata; Mammalia; Lagomorpha; Leporidae
Gene: FOXI3
Product: forkhead box I3
Biological process (GO): regulation of transcription by RNA polymerase II; anatomical structure morphogenesis; cell differentiation
Molecular function (GO): RNA polymerase II cis-regulatory region sequence-specific DNA binding; DNA-binding transcription factor activity, RNA polymerase II-specific
Source: RefSeq, a predicted model, not a curated record
GACCAAACUGUGACUCCUACCACACAGACCAGGGCUCAUCUCAAAGCCAGGUGUGGUGGGGGGCUGCUGGACUCCGUGCCACAGGGGCACCUGGAGUUGGAAGGGCAGGAGCACCGUCACGCCUUGGCAGAGGACAGGGCGUCACAUCACAGCAAGACCGUACACAGCGAUUGGGAACGAACAAACAGCUUGGUUAGAAAAAAAUUAAACGCCAAUUUCGGCUUCUCCGUUCAGUUGGGCAGAGACUCCGAGAAGCAGGGGGCAUCCAAAGAGACCGGUCCUACCCUAGCAGAACAUCCGACCGGGAGCCGGCCCGUCCAGACCCAGCGCGAAUCUCGCAAGGGGACCCCAAAAGGUUCAGAGGCUUGGGGAGGAGAACCCAGAGAGGCGCUGGGCAGGCGGCCUCGGCAGGUGGCCUGGGCGGCCACCCAAAGUUAACUCGCGGGCUUUUUCGAAGACGCUUGUGCGGUCUGGUUUAUCUUGUCUUCUCUUUAAUAAAAGUUUCAUCCGUGCGUUAAGAGUACGUGGGCUAGGAACAGAGAGUUUUGCCCCCCUUCUACCUGGGGGCGGCCAGCCGUCCCCAAGCCCCCGGAGCCGAAUCCCGGACUCCCUGGCCCGGCGAGAGGGCGCUGCAGCGGCUGCAGGGGCUGCGGGAGCCGGGCAGGGAAGCGCCGGGAUUUGGGCACGCUCGGAGCCGGUGCGCGGCAGGAGGGCGUGGCGGGGGCGUGGAGAGCCCGGGAGCGCCGGCCACCGCCCAGCCCUGGCCCGUCCGGGAGGGAGCGCUUGGCGCGCGGUUAUAAAAAGCCGAGUCGCAGGCGCUCGCGAUCACCUGCCCGAGCCCGGUCUGCGGGGCCGUGCGCCGAGCCAGGGCUGAGGAGGGGCCGCAGGGUUGGCCCCCAAAGGGAUGCUCUCGUCCGAGCGGCGAGACCAGCCCCGCUCGCCCCUGGCUGCCGCCGCGCCGCACCCGCCCGCCGACAUGGCCCUCUACUGCGGGGACAACUUCGGCGUAUACUCGCAGCCCAGCCUGCCCUCGGCCGCGGCCACCACCGUCCCGGGCGCGCCCCCGGCCGCCAGGACGCCCUACGGGCUGGCCGACUACACCGCGCCGCCGGCCGCCGCCGCCAACCCCUACCUGUGGCUCAACGGCCCGGGUGUGGGCGGCUCGCCCUCCGCCACGGCCGCCGCGUACCUGGGCGCCCCGCCGCCUCCACCACCGCCACCGCCCCCCGGCGCCGCGGCCGGGCCCUUCCUGCAGCCCGCGGCCGCCACCGGCUCCUUCGGCUGCGCGCAGCGGCCUUUCGCGCAGCCGGCGCCCGCCGCACCCGCCUCUCCCGCGGGGCCCGCCGCCCCGGCAGAUCUGGGCUGGCUGACCGGAGCCAGCCGCGAGGACUUGAUGAAGAUGGUGCGACCUCCCUACUCGUACUCGGCGCUGAUCGCCAUGGCCAUCCAGAGCGCGCCCGAGCGCAAGCUCACGCUCAGCCACAUCUACCAGUUCGUAGCCGACAGCUUCCCCUUCUACCAGCGCAGCAAGGCCGGCUGGCAGAACUCCAUCCGCCACAACCUGUCGCUCAACGACUGCUUCAAGAAGGUGCCCCGCGACGAGGACGACCCAGGGAAAGGUAAUUACUGGACUCUGGACCCAAACUGUGAGAAAAUGUUCGACAACGGCAACUUCCGCCGGAAGCGGAAGCGCCGCUCUGAAGCCAGCAACGCCUCUACCGUGGCUGCAGGGACAGCAAAAUCAGAAGAGGGGCUCUCCUCCGGAUCCGGGGCCGGCGUGGGCGGGAAGGCCGAGGGGGACAGCCCCUCUCUGUUGAGGCCCUCCCAGUCCCCGGAGCCUCCCGAGGGCACCAAGAGUACUGCCUCGUCCCCCGGGGGGGCCAUGCUCACCUCCACGCCAUGCCUCAACACUUUCUUCAGCAGCCUCAGCACCCUGAGCGUCGGCAGCAGCGGGAGCACGCCGCGCGCCGUGCCGGGCGGCCGCCACCUGGGCCUGCAGGGCGCCCAGCUGGCCCCUGGCGGCCCCUUCCCCGCCACCUCCAUCUCCGAGGCCUCGCCUGAUGCUUUGCAGCUGAGCGGCGGCGGCAGCAGCAGCGGCGGCCAGCGGCCCUCCUACUACAGCCCCUUCCCUGGCGGCAGCGGCGGAGGCCAGAGCAGCCCGUUCAGCAGUCCCUUCUACAACUUCAGCAUGGUCAACAGCCUCAUCUACCCGCGCGAGGGCUCCGAGGUGUAGGGCAGUGCCUCUGAGACUCUGCUAGGCGCGCCUGAGACUGGAGAGAACGCAGGGGCCAAGCCAGCAGCUCUGGGCUAGAGCCCACGUGGGUCCUGCAGCCCUGGCAAGCUCCUGGGGUGGUUGUGCGGCCGGUUGGCUGUGCUGGGAGUGACAUGGGGUAUGAUCCAUAACUUCCCGUAGCCCUGCGAGCUGCUUCUACAGGUUUCUCUGGAUACCGCCCUGUGUUCUGUGAGCCCUGUGAGGGCAAGCGACCAUGUCUCGUUCAUCACUCACUGCAUGCCAGGGUUGCGUAUGUGUGCAGGGGACUUAAAAACGUUAGCCCGUAAAGUAAAGCUGUGGGGCGGGGGACCGCGGAAUCCAACAGCAGCCGGCAGCUGAGGCAGUCGAGGGUUUGGGGCUGGCGCGCUCUGAUUUCUCUAGGAAAGCCAGCUGUCUGGGAUUUUAAUAGGAAACCCCAGCUUUGUGUCCUUUGUCUCAAUUCAGUUUUGCUCCUACUGUCCUAGGACCAGUUCACAGGUCACCUCUGCUCAUUCCUGGCGUCUGGUACAAGGUCAAUACUAAUAGUGCAGCCGGAAGCCACCCUGUCUGCCAAGCAGCGCUGUAGACACUUGACAGGUGUCAACCCACUAAACAGCAGCCUUGGGAGUCGGGGGUGAUGGCGCCCCCUCAUUUUCUACCCCAGGGAAGUGAAACCCUGAGAUGUUAGAUAAACUGGCCUGGGGUCACACAGGAAGCUGGCGGCAAGAUGGGAUGCAGGCAGUCUGGCUUCAGAGGCAGCAGCUCGGAACCUGUGUGUUCUAGUUCCAGAAGAACAAGCCAGCUUCCUCAGGCAGGCACAAGUGUUGAAGGGGUAGGAAUGGAGCACAGCUCUCCUUGGACCACGGAUUCUGGUUGAAAUCAACAUCCCGAGCCAUAGGCAGCCCCUGUAAGAACUGCUGGGGCUGGGGUGGCCACUGCCUGCUUCCCAUCUCAGCCUGCCAUCCUCGCCCUCCCAGCUUGUGUCCUGGAUAUUUCAUCUUCCGACCAAGUAUUAUCAGAGUUUUAUUAACAAACAGCUUUUAAGUGGGAUUUUUAGUUUUUAAUGCAGUAAACCAUCUGAUCAAAUUUGUGAAGAAUAUAUAUGGUGUUAUUUAUUUUAGCAUUCCCUUUUACUCCUCAGAGCUGUCUUCAAAUUGUUUUUAUAGUCACCUCCCAGUGUCCCGACAGAGUACCUGGGACCCGGGACCCGCUCAGCCACUGGUGGGUGACACCUUAGGGUCUGUUAGGAUGCAGAUGAAUUUCUGGGGACAUUAAGAUUAGUCUUUUGAGUUGCCUUUCCUAACAUGUGUCUGAGUCGCUGUGAGCGUUGCUAGUUCAGGGUUUAAGUUUUUUUAGAAACAGGAACUCAAGUACAUUGUAAAAGUUACUUUAACUCUUCCCCGUGAAUGAUUUUUGGAGAUUCACAGCAUUAUUUUUUAAAAAUGCUUUAUUUUGAAAUAUACAGGAAAUUAUUUUUUUAAACAGCUUUUUGAGGUGCAAAUGAUAUCACAUUACUGGUAUGCAGAAAAAUGACCAAAGAAAUGACCAUACUAUGUGUAAAAAAUUGGUUUCUAUGGAUAUUUUUGUAUGUGAAAAAUCAUGUGGACUUUUAUAAAUAUUGUUUCUAGCAAUUCUAUAUUUGUAAAUUAAUUUAUAAUGUGAAUGGGGCAGUAAAGGUGUUUUGUUAUUAUUUCUGAAGAAAGUGUACUGCAUGCUAAGAAGAAUCAUGUGAAAUAAAUUUUAAAUGGGACAACUCCUGGCCACUUAGGAGUAGGGAUCGGAGGGUGGGCCCGGAGUCACUGAUUGUCACUGCAUUUGUCCGCAUCUGAAAGGGCUGAGGCAGCUGUGUAUCACAGAAAGCUUAGCAGAACCCCUGCACCCCCACCCACCCAGCUCAGUCGGAACCCAAAGGAUCCGCGGUCAUUGCCCAAAGUCCCCUGGGUGGAGU